UAUAAUUCUCUCCUAUUCAUCUUACUACUACGAGCUUAAACUUGAGCCAACUGUGGCCAUGGAGAGUGACCAUAUCAAAAUGCCCGUUUAACCUCCGUAGAAAGAUAAGAUGCCUGGACCAGUGUCAUGCCCUGGCCGUCUAAUAGUCAUUGGGAUCCUCUCACUGCUCGUUGUCCACCUCAGCUCAGCGGCAUGGAGCAAUGAAGUUUCAGACGUUCAGUAUGGGCGCCUGGGUUCCACUGUUACACUGGCAUGCAGAGGCUCCAGGAAGGGGUUCCCUGUGGAGUGGCGUGUGAAUGGCAGCUCAGUGGUAGUAGUGGAGGAGGGGGCCCAGGAGGGGGACCAGGAGGGGGCCCAGGAGGGGGCCCAGGACGGGGACCAGGCCGAGGCCCAGGACGACUCCUCUCUCUCGCUGCCCGACGUUAACAGCAGCAUGGAGGGGAACUACAGCUGCCACGACCAGCAGAGCGGCGCUCUCAUCCACGCGCUGCAGCUGAGACUAGGCAACCCCCCUAGUCGGGUCAACAUCACCUGUUGGCUGCCCAAUCACUUCCGAGUGUACUGCUCCUGGACGCGGCUAGCAGACUCUCUUCUGCCCACCCACUACAUCUCCUCCUACAUCUCAGCAUACCAAAGUGUGUCGGAGGUGGAGGAGUGUAUACAGGAGGUGGUCGGCAGCCAGAAAUGCGUCGUCUUCCACCCUCGCAUCUGGGGCCCCAGACAUACGGUCAACAUCACGGAGGUCAACCCCCUGGGGAUGCAGCAGACCAUACUGAGGGUGGACCUCCAGCAGCUGUUGAAACCAGACCCUCCAGAGGAGGUGGUGUGCAUGUCGGUGGAGGGCCACCCCACCAAGCUGCUGGUGCAGUGGCGGAGCCCGGCGUCGUGGAACCCUGAGGACGGCCUACAGGUGGCCUUCCCCCUGGAGUAUCAGCUGCGAUACAGGCCCGUGGGCUCGCGCUUCUGGUCAACGCUCUACAUUGAGAACAGGACCAGCCUGAUGAUCACGGACGCGCUGGCGGGCCACCUCCACCAUGUGCAGGUGCAGGCCCGGGAGGCCAUCGACCCACAGACACAGUGGAGCGACUGGAGCCCCCUCAUACAGGAACAGCCCUGGACAGAGCCUGAGUCCACUGCGGAGCCCACCACGAUCCCGUUCAUCCCGGAGGACAUUACAGUUCCCAUGCGGCCCAGCAAAGAAGCCACUCCAGGUCCCCCUCUGCUGGGUGGGGUGGUGAUGCUGAUGAGUCUGUUCGCGGGGAUCAUCGUGGUCGUAGGGGUCACCGUCGGACUCCUGCUCUGGGUAAGACACCGGAGGCGGGAAGGCUGGAGCAAACAGCAGCUCAGCUCCAUGGUGAAGAUGAAGACCUUGCUGAUCUGAAAUGUUCGAGGUCGGCCAUGUUCUCAGCCCUCAUAGGGCAGCAAAGGGAAUCCUCAGCGCUGUCCACCGCAGUGCCAACAGACUCCAGUAUCCUCUCCACACAUCCUUUGCAGUGAUAACACCCUCCGCAUUUCUACCGGACUCUAGUACCCAACACAUCCUUUGCAUUGCUACCGGACAUCAGUAGGCCACAGUCGAUGAUCUGCAACACCAGCCGUGCCCCAUAAUCAAUGGAUGUGCUCGCACUGCAGUAUCCCACACACUCUUUGCAUUGAUAACGGCCUCCGCAUUUCUACUGGACUUCAGCAGGCCACAGUCAAUGAUUUGCAAGGCCAGCCGUGCCCAGUAAUCAAUGGAUGUGCUAACACUGCAGUGAUAACGUGACUCUGCAUUGCUACAGGACUCCAGCAUCCUCUCCACACAUCCUUUGCAGUGAUAACGUCCUCCGCAUUGCUACCAGACUCCAGUAGGCCACAGUCAGUGGCCUGUAGCCAAGGGAUGUGCUAGCACUGCAGACUUCAGUAUCACACUCCAACACUCCACUACAAUUCUCCAGUUUCCCAUAGUGCUUUGCGGCUGACGAAUUCUGCAAAAGAAAAUCUCAAUAUCCCACCAUUUUACUGCAAGGUCAGCCAAAUCAAGUCCACCUUGUACAGUGACAGUCCACUGUCGUUCUAACUGACUCCAGCAUCCCGUAAUGAACUGCAAUGUCAACACCUUACUCUCCCAUAACCCCAUUGCAGUGCUGCCAGACUCCAGUGUCCCACAAUGCAUUUCUCAAAGGUUCCAGUAACCCACAAUCCAUCCCUUCCCUGUUGGCUCCAUAUACAUGUAUGGUUAGCCCUCAUUGUGCUCAAUGAAUUUUGGUGAGCCGGACACAUUGACGAGGGGAAAUGUGAAUGCAAUACACAAUCAAUGUAGAACACUCAAUCCUACACCCACACAUUUCAACAUACGCAGCCACAUACACAUAUGCAAUAUCCUACUCUUGACAACCAAGGAUCAAUCUUUUCACAUUGACAAUCAUGACACUAUGCCGCCCAGUUAAAAUCCCUGAGGAUUUAUGGAACUACAUACAGUAUACAUUGAUAUACACGAGUGCAGUAUACGUAAAACUGCAUGGACAUGCGUGUGCAACAUUGCCUUUCCCACACUGGGCCUUUGUUGUUCUACACAAUCUCUCUCUCUCUCUCUCUCUCUCUCUCUCUCUCUCUCUCUCUCUCUCUCUCUCUCUCUCUCUCUCUCUCUCUCUCUCUCUCUCUCUCUCUCUCUUCCACUCCACUCCUGUCUCUCUCUUAUUCUGCCUGUCUUUCUCUCUGUCUCUGUCUCUAUCUCUGUCUCCGUCAUCCAGUUCUCUGCUUCUCACCGUCUUUCUCUGUCCCUAUGUCUCUCUAUGUCUCUGUCUCUCCUCUCUAUGUCUCUG
Messenger RNA from Engraulis encrasicolus (European anchovy), 2804 nucleotides. RefSeq names its product interleukin 11 receptor subunit alpha (gene il11ra). NCBI's taxonomy places the organism in Eukaryota, Metazoa, Chordata, Actinopteri, Clupeiformes, Engraulidae. Gene Ontology annotation, cellular component: signaling receptor complex; external side of plasma membrane. The record is from RefSeq and is a predicted model, not a curated record. The transcript is spliced from 12 exons. Bases 110 to 1381 code for a protein of 423 amino acids. Gene Ontology annotation, molecular function: cytokine binding; cytokine receptor activity. Gene Ontology annotation, biological process: cytokine-mediated signaling pathway.